This is a messenger RNA of Corylus avellana, 987 nucleotides long. Lineage: Eukaryota; Viridiplantae; Streptophyta; Magnoliopsida; Fagales; Betulaceae. The record is from RefSeq and is a predicted model, not a curated record.
AUGGGGUUCCCUAACUUUUGUUUGGUUCUGCUCCUCACAAUAUCGGUAGCUUUGGCCUCUCAAGCAGCAGCUCGCACCCUCCAAGAAGCACCAAUGCGUGAGAGGCAUGAGGAAUGGAUGGCUCGCUAUGGACGUGUGUACAAGGACAUUAACGAGAACCAGAAACGCUACAAGAUAUUUGAGGAAAAUGUGGUACUCAUUGAAUCUUCUAACAGAGAUGCAAACAAACCUUACAAGCUAAGUGUUAACCAAUUUGCAGAUCUCACAAAUGAAGAGUUCAACGCCUCACGGAAUAGAUUCAAGGGGCAUAUUUGUUCCACAAAGACCAUUUCCUUCAAAUAUGAAAAUGCCACCGCAGUGCCAUCUACUAUGGACUGGAGAAAGAAAGGAGCCGUGACACCGGUCAAGGACCAAGGACAAUGCGGUUGUUGUUGGGCAUUUUCAGCAGUAGCAGCAACUGGAGGUAUUACCAAGCUAACAACUGGUGAAUUAGUCUCUUUAUCCGAGCAAGAGCUGGUUGAUUGUGACACUAGCGGCGUGGACCAAGGCUGUGAAGGGGGCCUAAUGGACGAUGCCUUCAAAUUCAUCCAACAAAACCAUGGUCUCGCAUCAGAAGCUAGCUACCCCUACAACGGUGUUGACGGAACCUGCAACACCAACAAAGAAGCCAGUCAUGUGGCCAAGAUAAACGGGUUUGAAGAUGUGCCUACCAACAGUGAAGAGGCUCUUCUCAAGGUUGUUGCACACCAGCCGGUUUCUGUUGCCAUUGAUGCUUCAGGGUCUGACUUUCAAUUCUAUUCAGGCGGUGUCUUUACGGGUACAUGUGGCACUGAGUUGGACCAUGGUGUUACUGCUGUUGGGUAUGGGACUACUAGCGAUGGGACUAAAUACUGGCUGGUGAAGAACUCAUGGGGCACACAAUGGGGGAAGAAGGGUAUAUACGGAUGCAAAGAGAUGUUGAUGCAAAUGAAGGCCUCUGUGGGAUAG